UGGCAGCAGCAGCAGCAUCGAUACUCCGAUACUCCGUUACCCGUUUCUACAUCCCACCCACACACUCAGCGCGUGAGUGUAACGUCAAAUUUAUCGAGCGUGUAAUUUGUUAAGCGAUUUUCCCGUUGAGAUUUAUGACUACGUCGACAGCUUAAAUGCGGUGUUUAGUGUUUUGUGUGCUCAUAGCCGUUGGCCACGCCCAGCUGCCCAAUGCGCCGUUUCAGCAGACGCCCUUCCAGCAACGCCAACUGCAGCAGCAGCAGCAGCCCCAGCAGCCACAGCCACCGCCCCCGCCCUUUCAACGCCAACGUCAACAGCCACCUGGGCAGGGUCUGUUUCCAGUGCAGGCCAAUCCGCUGAAUCCUCUGAGUCCGCUCAAUCCGCUGACACCCAAUCCGUACAGUCGCUACAAUCAGUAUGCGCAGCAGAACUAUGUGCCGAUCACCGCCUAUCAGAACGAUCUGAACCUGGAUGGCAGCUUCUCCUAUGGCUAUGCAGCUGCCGAUGGCACCACGGCUCAGGCACAGGGAUAUGUCAAGAAUCUGGGCUAUGGCGAAGGUGUGGAGGCGCAGGUCAUCCAGGGCUCCUAUUCGUAUACUUCUCCCGAGGGCACGCCCAUUACCGUGCGCUACAUUGCCGACGAGAAUGGCUUUCGUGCCGAGGGCACUGGCAUUCCCGCCACGCCCUCUUACUUUGUGGGCGCCCAGCCGUACCAGCAGGGCGUGAUAAACCCGAAUCUGAAUCCGUAUCAGACACCUUUCAGGCAAUUGCCCACAGGCGCACAGGGAUUUCGCCCCGGCCAGCAAUUGACGCCGCAACAGCAGCAGCUGCAGCAGCAGCAACUCCAGCAGCAGCAGCAACAGCAGCAGCAGCGCAACUUUCCAAAUUCCGGACAAUUUCAACCGGAUCAGCCAUUCAAUAACCUGCUCUCCGGCAAUCUGCCAGCUCAGUAUGCGGGUCAGUUCGGUCAGCCACUGGGCGGUAAUUUGACACCGCAGCAGCAGCAACAGCAGCAGCAGAAUCUCAACCAGCAACAGCAGCAGAAUCUGAACCAGCAACAGCAGCAGAAUCUCAACCAGCAGCAGCAGCAAAAGGAUCCACGAAAUGAGCAGCAGCAACAGGCGCUGAUCACACAGCAGCUGCGCGGCAGACCCAACCAGCUGGUCGAUCCCUUUGGCUACAACCAGUUCAACAGACGCUUCAAGAAGUCAUCCAAGCAAUAAUUAAUUGAUCGAGCAAUACUUCAAUAAUCUGCAUAUACUUAUAAAUAUAUCUAUAUAAAUCUAUUUGCGAAUUAGUCGAUUUAGUCGCAUUCAAAUGCGUGAUAUAUA
Drosophila arizonae is the source of this 1331-nucleotide messenger RNA. RefSeq names its product Cuticular protein 47Ee (gene Cpr47Ee). NCBI's taxonomy places the organism in Eukaryota, Metazoa, Arthropoda, Insecta, Diptera, Drosophilidae. Gene Ontology annotation, molecular function: structural constituent of chitin-based larval cuticle. Gene Ontology annotation, cellular component: chitin-based extracellular matrix. The record is from RefSeq and is a predicted model, not a curated record.